AUGACAGCAGAUUACAAGCAUGCUGCUGCAGCAGUGCCAGCUUCUACGACUGGGACCACCAGCCGUUAUCGCGACGAACCCGAUGCCGUCUCCAUGCACACAACUCGAAGCGACUACGAAUAUGACGAUGUUCCUCAAUUGCCGUCCUAUGACGAGAGCGUAUCUGGCGACUCCUCAACCCGACCGAACGAUGCUCACGACUAUGCGGACCCGCCUCCCCUGGACGAAUACCGAGUGAUAGCGCCGCCGGAUAACAACUGGCGUGGACGCAGCAAGGGAGUUUCGCCUACCAAAGCCGUGGGCUCAGAGACCAGUAUACGGAUGGAAGAUCGCUUGCUCGACGCACGAACGUUAGAAGGUUACAUCAGAACCUACCUCAGCCUGCUUCCCCCGAGACCAGUCGUGAGAAUUCAAGGCUGGCAUUGGAAGACGAAGAAGAAGGACAAUAAGAAAGAGCAAGAGCGCGUGUACGAUUUCGAUAUUGUUAUGAGUCUCCAAGCAUACCUGCCGACUUCCCAGCGCGAGGAGGAAGGAUUCUGGGCACGGAAUAUCGCUACCAAUGGAGACAAGCGACAUCGUGGCUCAGUCUUCAAAGUGCGCGCCAAGGGUUACAAGCAGGAUAUCGAGGUCGGCACCGAGGAAGCUCCAGAUCUUAAAGCUUGGUGUGAAGACUUCUGCAACUCGAAGAGCACCCUGAAAGUCUUCCGGCUUUCUCGCAACGUCACCGGGAUGAUCACCAGCGAAAUCAGCGACCGCAUUGUCCCCCUGAUCCGAUCCACCCACUACAGAGGACACAUCGACAUCACCUUCCCCAUAGCCGACAGACACGUCGACAUCUACAACCCACACUGGAUCAACUCCGCCCGUAUCUCCUGGGUCAGAUGGAUCUUCUACCUCACUUUCCUCUGGAUCUUCACCUGGCCCAUUCUCUUCUUCUUGACGAAAUGGUGGACAGUCUGCGACGUCGAGUUCCGCUGGUCAACAUGGGCCGCCGACGGGAUGAAGAAGUUCGCCACGAUCUCGGAAGAAUCUUGGGUGAACCAACACGCAAACUUGAUCCGGAGCCUUGUACUGGAGAAAUUCCACGGCGAUGGCACGGAUAUGCCUGUGAAUGUGGAUGUUGAGGGGAGGAUGAGGAGGGCGAGCGGUGAGGUUCCGCAGACGGGGAACAGGAAUGUUGAUGCGGCUGUGAGCUUUAUUUCGGGGAGUGUCAGUGCGUGGAACACGCUUAAUGGACGGUCGACGCAGAGUGGGUGGGGUGCGGAUUCUUAA
Zasmidium cellare ATCC 36951 is the source of this 1272-nucleotide messenger RNA. RefSeq lists its product as uncharacterized. The record is from RefSeq and is a predicted model, not a curated record. Bases 1 to 1272 code for a protein of 423 amino acids. Lineage: Eukaryota; Fungi; Ascomycota; Dothideomycetes; Mycosphaerellales; Mycosphaerellaceae. The transcript has a single exon.